AUGUCGAGCAAGCUACUGCCAGGCCAGCCCAUCCAGAUUCCGCGCGGACCAGCACCUCAGUUGGGAGCGGGACGUACUCGCGCGAUGGUGCUCUCAAUAUCGAAGACUCGGCCAAACCCGCCGGCCCCGAACACUGUCGUGCUCGGUACUAUUACGCGUCUUUCCCCGCUGCAAGCGGUCCUCUCCAUCACUGUGGUCGACGGGGUGCCGCUUCCCCCUGGCGAGGAGUUUACGGGUGUUAUUCGGGUACAAGAUGUCCGUGCCACUGAAAAGGACAAGGUCAAGAUUGCUGACUGUUUCCGCGGCGGAGACGUCGUAAAGGGACUAGUGAUCUCUCUUGGUGAUGCUCGUAGCUACUACGUGACGACAGCCCGAAAUGACCUGGGAGUGAUAUUCGCUACAAGCGAAGCAGGAGCCACUAUGGAGCCUGUCUCAUGGCAGGAAAUGCGCUGCCCUAAGACUGGUCGGAUAGAAAAGCGGAAGUGUGCAAAACCUGAGGGUCUUUGA
Phanerochaete carnosa HHB-10118-sp is the source of this 507-nucleotide messenger RNA. RefSeq lists its product as uncharacterized. Gene Ontology annotation, cellular component: nuclear exosome (RNase complex); cytoplasm. The transcript has 4 exons. Bases 1 to 507 code for a protein of 168 amino acids. The record is from RefSeq and is a predicted model, not a curated record. Lineage: Eukaryota; Fungi; Basidiomycota; Agaricomycetes; Polyporales; Phanerochaetaceae. Gene Ontology annotation, molecular function: RNA binding. Gene Ontology annotation, biological process: RNA processing.